Molecule: messenger RNA, 1896 nt
Organism: Larimichthys crocea (large yellow croaker)
Lineage: Eukaryota; Metazoa; Chordata; Actinopteri; Sciaenidae
Product: A-kinase anchor protein 8-like
Exons: 11
Coding region: 365-1711 (448 amino acids)
Biological process (GO): regulation of DNA-templated transcription elongation
Cellular component (GO): nucleus; DBIRD complex
Molecular function (GO): zinc ion binding; DNA binding
Source: RefSeq, a predicted model, not a curated record
GUGCGGGGCAGUCAGGAGUACACCUCUUGCUGCUCAACUAUAGCUUGUAAACAUGUAAAUAAUUCACAUUUCCUCUGCGGAUUUCUAAAUUAAGAUGUUCCCAUAGCUUGUAAAUGGUUAGUUUAAUACUCUCCUCCUGUUUUAACGGGUUUUUAAAGUCGUCUUUAAAAAUGAACCGACGCUGAGGGAGGAUAAAACCUGAAGAUGGCAGUAAAGCAGCUACCGUUAAAACACCCGAAGAAGACGAAACGCUAACAUAGCGGCUAGCUACUUUCAUUGGAAAAGAGUUGCCAACACAGAGGUGAACCAGCUUCACUCCUCCUCACACAGGCUGUCUGCCCUGCUCACAUAAAGCAGACAGAUAAUGAAGCGUCAGAGUAAUGUCCCCUUCAGUCCUUCAGCUCCAGUGUACAAACAGCCGCAGCCUGGAAGAAUACCGCUUGAAUUCAGAGAAGCCAUGAAACACAUCUCUGUGAAGCCAGCCGAAAGUUCAAACACCAGGACAGCUGACACGGUUGCUAAGACGCCGCCACCACCACCCCGGAAACGCGCAGCGAAAUCUUCUGCUGUUAAAUGGAAGUCUUCAUUCAAACCAGUGGGGGGAGAGGAAGAAGGAGAAGAAGACGACAACUCACCAGACAAGAGCAGUCCAGAAAGAGUUGAGCUUUAUAAUCCUUACGAUCCUGCCUCGUCAGACUCUGAGCACGAGAUGCCACAAUGCCAAGACCACAACCGCUCCCCAGCUGAUCAGGAUAACAACCUGGGACACCAGCAUCUCUCCCCAAGUAGAGGCUGCCGUGACAACCGCCACUGGGACUCAUCCUAUUCUGAGCCAGGGAACCGACCCCUCGACAGGCGUGACUUAAACCCUGAAACCAGACCCACUGAGUGUCGGAAUCUCAGUCCAGGUCGUAGACUGCCUGAACGAUGUGCUUUCAGCCCAGACGCUGAAUCACUUGUCCCUCCAGGUUAUGGCUCCAUGAGUAGACCUGUGGACCACAGAGUCCGCAGCCCUGACAGACUUAUUCACAGCUCCUCCACCCAGAGGUUCCCUGCAUCUUAUGCAGGACAGAGGACUAACGGGGAGGAGAUUAUACCAAUCGCAGAAUACAGGAGAGAGACCACUACCGUUAGAUUAUCUCCACCCAGGUUACAGCGGGACUAUCAGCAUCAGCCAGGAUACAUGAAAACAGGGCUGGGUGAACUCACACCUUCAACAGAGAAAAUAAGAAACGGGAGCAAAAAAAUAAUAAUGGACAAGAGCCCCAUCACCUGUGACCUUUGUGAAGUUGAGUUGGCCAAUGGCCAGGAGCUGCAGGAUCACUUAGAAUCCAAGACUCACUGGUUCACCCUGGAGCACAUCCAGCAGGAGAAUAAUUAUGAUGAUAUGGCUAUAGCCUUCCUGCAGGAGGUCAUGCUGUUUAAAAGCCGUCAGUGUAGCCGAGCUAUAGAGGGUAGUGUACUUCAAGCUCUCCAGGAAAAUGACCACAUGACAAAGAUUGAAAUUUUCCACUGUGCGGCUUGCAACAUCUUCUUAUCCACAUCUGCAGCCUCAGUGCAGACUCACAUUACCUCUCAGGAACACCUCACCAACACAAAGGAGUUUGAAGUGCAGCAGAGACGUACUUGCCUCAACAAAGCAGAAACCAUGAUGAAGGAGCUGAAACCUCAGUUUGAACACUUCCUGAAGGGUGGCAGCCCAUUUGAAUGACGGACAUACCGUUCACCCUGAGACACGGUUUGCUUCAGAUGAAGAGCUACAGACUUAAAACAGUUUACUUCAAUCACAACCACACUUUUGUGGCACCACUCGUACAGUAUUUUGCUAACAGCUCACUGUUUAUGUGGCAUUCAGGUUUUGUCUAAAUAAACUGAGACAAUGUGGAUUUUAUUGUA